Molecule: messenger RNA, 821 nt
Organism: Lactuca saligna
Lineage: Eukaryota; Viridiplantae; Streptophyta; Magnoliopsida; Asterales; Asteraceae
Source: the annotation of a GenBank genome assembly
AUGAAUAUGCCUCAAAGCCCUUCAUCUUGCAUCAAGACUCUUUCAAGAGAUUCAUCUGUGGGUCAAUCAUCAUGUGUCUAUUAUCGUAGUACCCUAAAUGAAGGGGUGCCUUUCGAUUGGGAAAUGCAACCAGGAACACCAAAACAUCAACAACGUGAACAGAUUAUUCCACCACCAACACCACCACCCGCAAUACAAAGCUUGGCAUUUUCUCGACCAAAUUUUGAUCUUUAUGAUGAGCCUAAAGAGUCAACACCUUGGCGAUUUUGGAAAAAAUUGGAACAUUUACAAUACCCUAAUCGUGUCUUACCAACUUUUAAAUGGAGUAAGGUAACUCCGAUCAAAGUCAACUAUUUUAUAUGGAGAGCGAUACAAAGGAAGAUUCCAUCCGCAGUGGCAUUGAAAUGCAAAGGGGUUGAUAUAGAAAAUGAUAAUUGUGGCGCUUGUGUUAACAUAUUGGAAUGCUCUGAUCAUAUCCUGAAAAUUGGGGAAGCAACCCAAGGAAGGCGAUAAGAUUCCUCAACAUAUGUCAUGACCUAAUCUGGAUCCUGUGGAAACUUAGGAAUGAGCGGGUGUUCAAUGGAGUAUUUCAUACUCCCAUUUAUGGUGCAGCGGCAAGUAAGUCGAUGGUGUACUUCUGGACAAAGUACAAGGGCAAUGAAGGAAUAGGUGAUUGGGAUAACUGGACCGUGUUUCCAUUUAUACUAUAAGUUCAUAAUAAUGUAUAUCAUUCCAUGUAUGUUUCUGCUUCGACCUUGUACUUCCGUUCCCCUGCUAGUUACUUACUAGUAGUGGUUCGUUUUUAUUAAUAUUAUUCGCCG